Molecule: messenger RNA, 858 nt
Organism: Heterostelium album PN500
Lineage: Eukaryota; Evosea; Eumycetozoa; Acytosteliales; Acytosteliaceae
Exons: 9
Coding region: 1-858 (285 amino acids)
Source: RefSeq, a predicted model, not a curated record
AUGAAACCUUACGAAAAGACAUCGAAGACUUCCGCAAGUGAAGGCCAUAACAUGGCAGCCGAUAUUAAAAAGUACUGUGACGAUUGCAUCGUGUGUAGACGCGCCAGCGACCAUGCACGUAAGAGAAUUGGCCACUUGAUUCCACUUCCCACUCCGAUCAAGUGCUUCCAACGUAUCAAUGUUGAUUUCAUUCCUAAUCUGCCGGUUGAAGAAUACAUGGUUCCGAUUACACCAGCAAAGAUGUUAUCAGUCUAUUCCAUAAAUAGAUUUUUAAGCUCCACGGUAUUCCAAUUGAAAUUGUUUCCGACAAUGAUUCCAAAAUCACCAACAUCAAGCUAUAUCUGUUCACUUGGUUCAUGUGAUUAUGGGAAAUUCAAAUAUUCAAUUGAAACCAAUCAAUUUGAAACUUUCUUUGAAGAAGAUACAUUCGAUAGAACUUGUCAUUCAUCAAUAGGUACACUAAUGAUAAAUUUAAAUUUAAAUCAGAGACACCACUUCCUUGAAAACUCACUUUCACGUUUAAAUAUCUAUCUGAAAUUAGUAAAUAGUAUGUCCUCUGAAGAAUUUGAUUGUUCGAUGAUUGAAUUAUCUUUUAAUUCGACAUUCGAUGCUAUUAAUUUAUUAUCUAUCGCUUCUUCAUCAAUUGGUACAUUCGAAUCUAAUUUAAUAGGUGUAGAUAAUGAUUCAAAUGAUAAGAGUAACAAUAGAGGUAUGAUAUCGAAUACCUAUCUUAAGAGAGAGGAGACAUCGCGUAACUAUCAUCUACUUCUAUUAAUUAAUAUGCUAUCCUAUCAUAUCCUAUCAUAUCCUAUCCAAUCUAAAUCAUAUUUUCAACUUGCUAAUCAAAUUUAUACAUAG